Messenger RNA from Hippoglossus stenolepis (Pacific halibut), 3112 nucleotides. RefSeq names its product WD repeat domain 3 (gene wdr3). Gene Ontology annotation, molecular function: protein binding; snoRNA binding. Gene Ontology annotation, cellular component: Pwp2p-containing subcomplex of 90S preribosome; small-subunit processome. The record is from RefSeq and is a predicted model, not a curated record. NCBI's taxonomy places the organism in Eukaryota, Metazoa, Chordata, Actinopteri, Pleuronectiformes, Pleuronectidae. Gene Ontology annotation, biological process: maturation of SSU-rRNA. The transcript is spliced from 27 exons. The coding region runs from base 107 to 2938 and encodes 943 amino acids.
AGUGCAGGAAGUACAGCACAGGCUCGCUAACGGCUAACAGCUAACGGGUUACAGUUCGCUGCAGCAGCUUUUCAGAGGGAGAAGAAUCACCUCAAGGCUGUUGGUCAUGGGGUUGACCAAACAGUACCUGCGCUACGUCACCAGCGCGGUGUUUGGAGUAAUCGGUAGCCAGAAGGCCAACAUUGCAUAUGUGAACCUCCGAGGAGGAGAGAGGGGCCGCCACGUUGCCGUGGCUGCUUGUGAGCACGUCUUCAUCUGGGACGUCCGAAAAGGAGAGAAGAUCCUGAUCCUGAAGGGCCAGAAACACGAAGUGACCUUCCUCUGCCCUUCACCUGAUGGCGUCCACAUCGCCGUGGGUUACGAGGAUGGCGCUGUGCGAAUCUUCAGCCUCCUGAACGGCGAGAGCAACGUCUCUUUCAAUGGUCACAAGUCAGCUGUCAGCAUUAUACACUAUGACGGACUGGGAGCACGGCUUGUCACUGGGUCCAAGGACACAGAUGUGAUCGUGUGGGACAUCAUCAAUGAGUGUGGUCUGUACAGACUGAGAGGUCAUAAAGACGUCAUCACACAGGCUUUGUUUCUCAGAGACAAGAACCUCCUGGUCACCAGCUCCAAGGACAGCUUUGUGAAGUGGUGGGACCUGGACACGCAGCACUGCUUCAAGACCAUGGUGGGCCACCGCAGUGAGGUGUGGGGCAUGGUGCUGCUGAACGGGGAGAACAGGCUGUUAACAGGCUCUGCAGACAGCGAGCUCCGAGCCUGGGACAUCAACUACCUAGAGGAGGCAAAAGCUGAAGGUGAGCCCAAAGUGAAGAAGGGGAAAACUCUGCUGGAGGAGAAUGAUGAUGAUGAAGACAAUGAGGAAGGAGUGGACGAAAGUCUUGAAGAGCGGAUCUUGAGUUGUCAGAAAGCAGGUUCCAUCCUGAGGGAAGCUCGAGACAGAGUCGUCUCGCUGACAUCGGACGCGAGGGCCAGAGUCAUCGCCUGCCAUGGCAACGAUUCAGUCCUGGAGCUUUUCACAGUUCUGACAAAUGAGGAAGUUCAGAAGAAAAUGACAAAGAAGCUGAAGAAAGCAAAGAAGAAGGCGUCCAAAGCUCAGGAAGAAGCAGGAGAGGAGGCGGCAGCAGAGCCGGUGGUGGAAAAGAUGCUGAAAGACGAGAUCGUCCGGCUAACGAACAUCAAAGCAUCUUCCAAGAUCAGAUGGGUGGACUGCUUGUCGUGUACAGGCGGUGAGCUGAAGGUGGCGCUCCUCCUGCAGAACAACACCAUUGAGACCUACAGCCUGAAAACAUUAGACAAAACCCCCGAACCCAAUAAGACGUCUCGCCUCACGCUCGGCGGCCACCGCACCGAUGUCCGCACCCUGGCCUUCAGCUCCGACAACCUGGCCAUCCUCUCCGCCUCUGGAGACACAGUCAAAGUGUGGAACAGAUCCACUCUGCAGGUGAUUCGCACCAUGUCCUGUGAAUAUGCUCUCUGCUCCCUCUUUGUGCCUGGAGACCGACAGAUCAUCCUGGGAACCAAGAGUGGAAAGCUGCAGAUCUUUGAGUUGUCCUCAGGAAGCCUCCUGGAGACUGUAGAUGCUCAUGGUGCAGCCCUGUGGUCCCUGUGCCUGGCCCCAGACCAGAGGGGGAUCGUGACAGGAAGUGCAGACAAGACAGUGAAGUUUUGGGAAUUUGAGCUGAUCAAGGACCAGGGGAGUGAACAGAAGAGGCUAACGGUGAAACACACUCGCACGUUGCAGCUGGAGGAGGACGUUCUAUGUGUAAAGUUUUCUCCUAAUCACCGCCUGCUGGCCGUCUCUUUGUUAGACUGCACAGUCAAGGUCUUCUACACAGACACACUGAAGUUCUUCUUGUCACUUUACGGACACAAGCUGCCUGUUCUCUGUCUGGACAUCUCACAUGACAACACGCUCAUCGCCACUGGAUCCGCCGACAGAAACGUGAAGAUCUGGGGUCUGGACUUUGGCGACUGUCACCGCUCCAUGUUUGCUCAUGACGACAGCGUCAUGUUCCUCCAGUUUGUCCCGAAGACUCAUCUGUUCUUCACAGCAGGAAAAGACAAGAAGAUCAAACAGUGGGACGCCGAUAAGUUUGAGCACAUCCAGACGCUAGAGGGCCACCAUCGGGAGGUCUGGUGUCUGACCAUCAGCCCCAGCGGCGACCAUAUUGUGUCGUCAUCCCACGACAAGUCCCUGCGUCUGUGGGAAAGAACCAGAGAGCCCAUCAUCCUGGAAGAGGAGCGGGAGAUGGAACGAGAAGCAGAGUUUGAUGAGAGCAUGGCCAAAGGAGAUGUGCCUGUGGUACCUGGAGAGACUCAAGGAGAAGUAGCACCCGCUGCGAAGAAAACUGUUGAGACAGUGAAAGCUGCGGAGCGAAUAAUGGAGGCUCUGGAGCUUUACAGAGACGAAAAAAGGAAGAAGGAAGAGCAUAAAUAUGCUUGCAUACACGCAGGCAAAGAGCUUCCUCCACCGAAGCCCAACCCUAUCCUUGUGGCCUUUGGAAAUGUUUCACCGUCACGCUACAUUUUAGACGUCAUAAAGAAAGUCCGAUCCAGUGAGCUGGAGGUUUCUCUGCUGGUGCUACCGUUCCCUUACGUCCCCGAGCUGCUGACGCUCUUCAACAGCUACAUCCAGAAGGGCCUGGAGGUGGAGCUGGUCUGCCGCUGCCUCUUCUUCCUGCUCAAGAUCCAUUUUGGCCAGAUCUCCAGCAACCAGAUGUUGUUGACUGUCAUCGACGGGCUGCGGAUGAAUACUCUCUCAAAAGUUCGGGAAAUUAGAGACAUGAUGGGCUUCAACAGCGCCGCCCUGCAGUUCCUCCAGAGGGAGAUCGAGAGCAAAGAGGACGUCAUGUUCUUCGCCGACGCCACAGGGCAGCUGCAGGAGAAGAAGAAGAAGAGGAGGAGGAGGGAGAGAGCCAUCCUCACCAUCGCUUGAAUCCUGAUGGACAUUUUUUUGUUUGUGUAUAAACAUACGCUCCCGUCUCCUCCCCGCUUCCACGGCCGGACCAGGACGUUUACCCUGCUGGUUUUUGUAUGUUAUGAAUGGAUCUUACUCAGUGUUUUUCAGUGACAUGCUUCAUCUACCAAAUAAACCUGUGUCUGAAUUUUU